CAUAAUGCAACCGAAGUCGGAGGCUCCUCAUUCCGUGACAAAGAUUGGAGCUGGACAGUCAAAGAUUUGGAAUGACACAGAAGCUAGCAGAUAUGGGGAAACAGCUGCAGUGUGCUCCCAUGGUUGUAGUGCUUGUGGUCUGUGCCCUGGUCGCCUCGCUGUGCGUGUUUUCCACACAGCAGCAGCGCUACUCGUACCUCAUCACGUCUGAAGGCGGGUCGCUGCAGGGAAUUGACCGGCCAGACGUCCUCCCUGCGACGGCAAACAUGUCGAGAAGUGAGCAUGAAGUCGCGAACCCGCACCCGUUCGUUUUCACUUUAAACCAUCCGGUUCGAUGCGUGAGUUCGGAUGUGUUCCUUCUGAUUAUCGUGCCCACACCGCCCGAGGGUCAGGCACAGAGGCAGGCCGUCAGGCAAACAUGGGGAGACGAGACCAGCGUACCGGGGGUGGUUAUCAGGACAGUCUUCGCAGUCGGCGAUAGCGGGGAUGUAAAGGUCCAACAAGCUUUGGAAGACGAGAAUAAGUUAUUCGGAGACAUCAUUCAGGAAAACUUUGCAGACACGCCUCGCAAUGCCACCCUGAAGACAGUCAUGGGUUUAAAAUGGGCCUCGCGGUUCUGUCCCAACGCCAAAUAUGUCUUGAAAGCGUCGCCAGACAUUUUCGUGAACAUUUUAAACUUGGUGAACUACUUGGAAGAGUUGCCCGCAUCUGCGACCAAAUUACUGGUCGGUUGGGUCAACACGGACGAAAAGCCCGCUCGUGAGCCAUUGCAGCAACGGUACGUACCUAAAGAUGAGUAUCCACGCGACAUGUAUCCGCCCUAUGCCCGCGGCUUCGCCUAUGUCAUGUCCGGCGACAUGCCGAAGCUUCUGUACGAGACCUCCCUGACUACAAAGUACUUCUACUUGGAGGAUGUGUACGUCGGCACUUGCCUGAAGAAACUCGGCAUUGCCCCAAAACAUCACGGCAAGUUCUGUGAUGGAUUCUACUCCUGUACAUUGGAUUGCUACACGUGUUAGAACUAUGGAAACUGUUAGCCUCCAUAGCAUGCCAAAAACUGGGGGUUUGGGGGGGUCUUCAGGGUCUUUGGGAGCU
Branchiostoma belcheri (Belcher's lancelet) is the source of this 1095-nucleotide messenger RNA. RefSeq names its product beta-1,3-galactosyltransferase 1-like. The coding region runs from base 72 to 1019 and encodes 315 amino acids. Gene Ontology annotation, molecular function: hexosyltransferase activity. Gene Ontology annotation, cellular component: membrane. The record is from RefSeq and is a predicted model, not a curated record. The transcript has 2 exons. NCBI's taxonomy places the organism in Eukaryota, Metazoa, Chordata, Leptocardii, Amphioxiformes, Branchiostomatidae.